CCCGGCCCCGCACCGCCACCCGCAGCCCUACCGCCCCGCACCGUAACCCCGCACCAUGCCGGCCCUGCGGCUCCUCGCCCUCGGGCUCCUCCUGGCUUUGGAGCCCGCGAGCUGCCAGGAAGGUAAGAGCUCCAUUGCUGGGGAAACUGAGGCACACGGAGGGGUAGGGGUGGUUUUGGGAACAGGAGAGCUGCUCGGGAAUGGGAAAAAUGCCUCAGCUCCCCCUGCAGCUCUGCCUUCCUACAUGAGCUCGGUCUGGCUGCCUAUAGAACAGUCUUUACCUGUUUAGCUUGACGCCGGGUCACGCCGUGAUGCAGCGGCUCCAACUGAUCCCCAGCGCCCAGAGAUGGGCAAUGUGCUUUCUUACACGCUGCUUGCUUUCCUUCCCCCUGGAAAGCACUGCUCUGCUUCUCGCUCCCAAAGUGGCAGGUUUUGUUAAUCUGCCGUUCUGAUCUCUGUGGAGGUGGCAGGGCCAAAUAUUUCCCUCUGCAAAUCACGCUUUCAUUCCCUUCCUGGAGACUUAAUAGAGAAACUUCCUAUUGCUCUGACAUUAUUUUUAUGGAACUCAGGGCUUGUCUGACACCACAAAUAAUCAGGAGUAAUUAAAACAAAUCAGAUCCUGCCAAAGAGCUGGAACAUUCCCUCCCCCCUUUCUCCUCCUGAUGCCCCGGCCUUGACCGCUCUUCCUCUAUUUGUUUACCAACUCGUGAAAGAUUGAGCACUGUGGGGUCUCCACCGUCAGCAGGAUUGGAUGUUUUGCUGCUGCCUUGAAAGAAAAGCCUUUAGUGAAGUUUCAGAGCUGGCACAGCUUCCUCGGCCAUAACAAAGCGCUGGCACAGCUGCUCGGGGAGGCGGUGGGGUCACCGACCCUGGAGGUGUUAGGAACCAUGGAGGUGUGGCACUGAGGGAUGUGGGCAGUGGGCAUGGUGGGGUUGGGUUGGGGUUGGUGAUCUCGGAGGUCUUUUCCAACACUGUAAUUGUAUGAAAGCUCAGGGGACAGCUGAUGCCUUCCAAGCACUCAGGGAAAACGGCUCAGAAGUCCUGGAUGCGCCUUCAGACCAGCCUUGGAGCAGGGAAACAGAGUUAGAGCACAUGCAAAGGCUUAUUUUGGCACUGGCGUUCACCCUGGUCUUGUUUGUAGCUGCAGAUGGAUGGGUGUGUGUCUGCCAGGGAGUGCAGAGUCUGCAUCCCGCGCUGGUUAGUUGGCUGAGCAGUUCCUGUCUGAUGGGAAAACAAAACCAUCGUUACUAUGGGCAGAAGGGAGCCAGGGGCAGCCUCCAGCCUUGGUCACAAGGUGUCAUCGCCGUGGUGGUGUUUCUGGUGCUGGUGGCAAUCUGCUUCGUGGUCAACAGAUUCUGGUGCAAGAAGCAGCAGGAUAAUGUUGAGACAGUGGUGAGCAUCGGGGCCAAGGAAGAGGCAGUUGUGCCCAAUGGACGUGAAGGGACAUACGUGAUCUCUGCAGUGGACGUCAGGUCCAAGGAGAACCAGCACGCCUACGAGAACACUCUGGAUCCAGAGGAGAAGGUGAUCACCACCGCCAUGUAGCACCAGCUGGUGGUGGGACCCUCUGCACUGACAUCCCCAUGCAUGGCAGCUCCUCUGUCCCAGACCUUCAGACUUCUGUCCCUUUGUUUGACCCCAGGGGAGGUCUGGGGCUGUCACCUCCCCAGCUCUGUGGCCACCCCACCUACUCAGCCCAGCCUAUGCCCCCCACCCCUUGGAACAGAGGAUGCUGACCCACUCCAGAUGCUGCUGCAUGCAUGGGACCCCAUGUUCCCUCCCCAAAUCCCUUCCUCUCUGGGGAACUGUCAGUGGAAAACCCACUCUCAUGUCAACAGCUCAUCCUCCUUUUUAUGAACAAAGGCUCUAUGCCAUUCAUUUCAGAUUCAGAACAAAUUGCCUCCCCUGUACAUAUCUUCUCUGCCAGCAAUAAAGGGAAUUGCUGUCCA
Messenger RNA from Gallus gallus (chicken), 1949 nucleotides. RefSeq names its product PDZK1 interacting protein 1 (gene PDZK1IP1). The transcript has 4 exons. Bases 982 to 1545 code for a protein of 187 amino acids. The record is from RefSeq and is a predicted model, not a curated record. NCBI's taxonomy places the organism in Eukaryota, Metazoa, Chordata, Aves, Galliformes, Phasianidae.